Molecule: messenger RNA, 2167 nt
Organism: Salvelinus namaycush (lake trout)
Lineage: Eukaryota; Metazoa; Chordata; Actinopteri; Salmoniformes; Salmonidae
Exons: 7
Coding region: 289-1179 (296 amino acids)
Source: RefSeq, a predicted model, not a curated record
UUCCGAUCGGCAAUGAGCGCAAAUACAAAUGUUUUCCGCAGCGAUACACGGCCACUAACACACACCAACGUUAUUUAUUUUCAUUUUUUUCUGGAUGAUAAAGGUCGGUUUGUCAGAUAAUAGGUUGAUAACGCUAAUCGAGAUAUGGCAGCAGUCAGCUUCUCCGAGGCGCUCUGUCAGCCGUGCGUUUAUCACGAGAAAUUCAAAGGUAAGUCGAGCAUCAUUGACCCAUCAUUAUUUAUUUAAUUUAUUGCAUGUGCGAUUAAACUGGUUAUCACACGCCGUACAAUGGCGUACUGCUUUGAUUUGAAAUUAUUUAUGUUGUCGCAUUGUACACAGAUUAUCGCGUACAAUAGGGAUUCCUCAGUUCUACACAUUACAUUCCUAGCUAUCUGUACUGAUCUAAACGUUGCAACCCUCUGGGGGGGGGGACCUUAUGUGCUGAAACCCCUGUGGUCAGUUGAGCUGAAUGUGAAGAGACCCCUGAUGCCUGUCCACCUGAGUCCAGAGCAGGUGGGGCUGGAGAUGCUGUAUCUCUGUGGACAACUGGACCUUCUCAUCAGGGCACAGGUACACCAGUUCCAGGAGCAGCUGAGACAGGACUGUAGCCCUGAGGAGUCGGACACUUUCCAGGAGCAAGGAGCAGAGAUUAUUGAUCAGAUGCUCCAAUGCUUAGAACACCUGCCAAAACCUAUGCCGCACCUGGAGGACUAUCUUGACAUGGUGGGUCUGUCGACCAUGUACCCUCGCGUGGAGGUGUUCCUCAUCCAGGGCAGUCCAGUAGACAUGCUGGAGAAACCCCCAAUGGAUGAAUACUUCUCACACAUCGGGAGGCUCAAUCAGCUACUAGUACUUAGUCAGCAGCUAGAGGAGGAUGUAAAACAUCUCGGGAGCCACAAAUACAUCGCCCACCAGCUGUCAGUUAUAUAUCAAGUGCUCAGCUCAUUCCGAGGUAUCCAGCCACUGUCGGUCCUGAAGAAAGAGAUUGAGGCCAACUUCAGACAGAUGAAGACAUCUUUGCUGACAGAGGAGGGCUCCAGACAGGAGCCUCAGCUCCCAGCACACUACAUCAGCUGGAUAUUGGAGCUGACUCUUAGUAUAACGUCAACAGUCUCCUCGCUACCAGAGGAACUCACUGAAGACUUGAGUCCAGCCAUGACCUUUGUGUCCCAGCUAUGACAUCUCACCUGACCUCACAACACCUAACAUUGUGUUACAUAUUACCAACCUGUGAAUGUUAAUGAAUGUGUUAUAAAUGUGUUAGGCCAAAUGUCUAAAAAGAGGUGCUAAAUAAUGUUACUGUAUGAAAUUGCAUUUGAACAAAUUAAUGUUUACAUUGGCCAAUAAAUUAAAUUGAGAGAAGCCUAUAGACUGAAAAUCUUCUGAAUUUCAAUAACAGAGAUUGACCACGAGUCAUAGAUUUGAAAGAGAACAGGCUAAUCGGGCAAAUGGUGCUCGUUUAAUAAAGUUAGAUCAAAGAGAAGAACGACUGCCCCCCCGCACCUUCUCAUUGAAGCCACAGAAGUUCAAGGCCGAUCGCGGUAGAGCAUGCAUUGUUAGCGGAAAACAGGAUAGUGAAUGGAAAAAUGGAAAUCCUUAUGGUCAAUCUUCGUCUAAAUAAAUACACAUUUGAAAGAAAACCAUUGUACCAAUAGUUGCUUCUAAUACACCAGAUGUAUGUCAUUGAACCGAUUAUUUUAAAAUCGCAGAAAAUAAGUUAAGGAUAUUUUCGUUGCUAAUGGCAGCCUGCCGUUUGGCUAUCAACUUGUGUUACUCAGCUAGCCUGCACUGUCACGCAGUGUUGCCAACUCCUCAGUAAGGAAAGUAGCUGUUGGCUGUCCUAAAAGUCGCAAGAAGUCGCUAAAUGACGUCAUCACCUAAUUUUCAUAUUUGGCCAUGUGCAUGUAAUUGUGAUGGACGCUGUAGGAGAGAGGAAUAACAUCGUGGGAGAGACAAAAAGUGAGUAAAAAAACAGCCUAAAUAUGUUUAGAACUACAAAUGAACUUUCUUCUGUCGUUUCUUGUUUUUUUUAUGUCACAAUUCCAACCCUCCUCCAAUUUAUGACUUCAAAGUCUUUUAGUGAUUGGGACCGGCAAAAGUGACCCAAAAGAGACACUCGGUUACUUACUUACUUUUUGUUCUACUGUAUUAUUGACUAUGUUUUGUU